GUUGUAAACUCUGGUCACUCUUUUGAUUUCUAACGAGUUGAUGGCUCGUGCACCGCAUCGUAGUGGGCCUCUGAAACAGCAGAAUAAAAAGCAUAAAGGAGCUAGGAAAUCUUCAGAUAAAAACCCAAAGCCACAUCGCGUAACAAAAAACAAGAUACUGAAUAAGGACCAACGGCGCUUACUCUCCAAGCAACUCCGCAUACAAAAGAAAUUAGAGGUAAAAAAUCUUGAAGCAUCUCGUGGGACUAAGGGAAAUCCUAUAGCUUGUGUUUUGAUUCCUUUAUCGUCCUCAGUACCUACACACUUAGCCCAACUUUUAUUUCAAACAUGUGAACCAAAUACUGAGGUUAUAAAAAAGCCGGAUUGUUUGCAAAAUGUAGUGACUAUUCGCUCUCAAAUCCUCAAUAAAUACUUUAAUCUCAUUUGUGCUUACAGUGAUGAUCUUUUUGGUUGUCUCGACCUCGCAAAUUUCGCAGACUGGCUUGUUCUUUUAGUUCCAAGUAAUCCCUCAGAGAUUCCUGAUUCUGUUCAUGAGUUACUCACUGCCAUAUAUGCUCAAGGUUUUACAAAUGCUUCCUAUGCGGUUCUUUCUUCCAAUUCAAAUCUUAAAGAGUUAAAACAGAUUCUAGAGUAUAGGUUUCCAGUCCCCGAAUCGACGAUUCACCAACUAAAUUCAAGCGCCAAUGCUCUAAACCUCCUACGGCAUAUUGCCUCAACCAAUCCGUCAAGUUUCCAUGUUAAGGGAAAGAAUGCAAAAGUGGCUGGACAGUCUACAGUGGCGCAUACUGGAGCACGCUACCGAACGCGCUUACUUGUUGACUCUAUUGAACUAAUUUCUGAAAAUAAUGCUCAUGACGAUAUCACAAAAUCCGAGGUAUCAGUAUGUCUUCGUGGCCACCUACAUGGAGCACCAUUGAUUUUGUUCGAGGAGUUAGAGCAAAAUGGUUCUGUACUUGUUGGCCCUCAUGUGCAUUUGACUGGUUGGGGUGAUUUUCCUUUGAUAGAGGCUAAAUGGAUUGAUAACUAUCACUUACAACAGACGUGGCAAAUCUCAGAUCUUAACACCGUUGAAAAUAUAUCAACAAAAUACAUACCUCCAUCUACGUCAGUCAAUCUCACAAACGAGAAUGAAGAUUGUGAGGAGGACUCUCUGCCAGAUGAAAUGUCUGUUGAUGAUUCACAUGAGUCAACAAGUGAAAACCGAUGGAAUGCAACGGAAGCGAUAUCUGAUCAUUUAGAAUCUGAGUUAUCUGGAAAUUCUGAUAUAGAAUGUGCUUCGAUAGCAAGUCAUACCGCUCAUACAAUGGCAGCCAGCGCUACCUCUACGUUCUCAUCUGCUCAGUUAGCAAAAUUCCGGGCUGCCAGAAUGGAAGAAAUGUUUCCGGAUGAGGUUGAAACCCCUUCAAACAUACCUGCUAGUGAACGGUUUGUAAAGUACUGUGGUCUUCCUCGUUUCCAAGGUAGCGUGUGGCCAGCAGAAAAGAAUUGGUUACCCAAACAUUAUCAAAAUAUCGCCUGCUUCAGAAACUAUCACCGUAAUAGGCGUACUAUGAUUCGUUAUAUUGAAGAAAAAUUAGCAGACUUCCAAUCAGCAUAUAAAUCAACAGGGAACGUCUUCAAGUACAUUCCGUCUGGUGUAGAUGUCGAGCUUCUGCUACAGCCUGUUUCACGGGAUCUUGGUGAAUCGAUAUUGUCUCACCACACGUUCCCUCAACCUAACGAAGCCAGAAAACCUUCUGAUCCGAGACCUCAUCCACUUAUAGUUUGGUCACUCUUACCUCAUGAAACUCAAAUGUCAGUCUGCCAUUUUACAAUGUUUCGGCGUGCUUCCGCUAUCCACGCUGUUUCAGAUUUGGUGGUUAUUGCAAACGCUGCAAAUAAAAUUACCGAGUCAUCAUCAAAAGAUAAUGGGAUUUGUGCGCUAGAGUUUGGUGAGGAGGCUUCAACACAGGUAGAACGAGAAGAUAAGUCAAUACAUGAUGCCCUCAUUAGUCACCGUUACAAAAUCGACGGAAAAAAAAGUGGAAAAGCGCUAUACGAUCCAAAGAUGCCUAUACCUCUUGAAGCGGAACCAAUUAAAUCGAAAGAUCUGAUGCUUAUUCAGGCUGGGAUUCGGCGUUUUGUGGCAGCUCCGAUUUAUUCUACACCAAGUAAUCCUCGUGAAAAAGCUAAAUUUGAGUCGUUUUUUCCUGCUUCAGAAAGUUCCACUGUAGCGACUGUUUAUGCACCAGUGAUGUAUUCUCCUGUGAAUGUUUUACAGUUUAGGAUCAGAGUAACAGAGGUAUUUUAUUGAUAUAUUUUUGUUUAAUAUCAGAAGGGGUUUUGUGUAUAUUAUAGUAAUUUUAAUAGUUAAAAUCCUGAGUCAAUGAGGAGUCCCAUAAUAGAACGAAACGGCCAUCCAGUGCUUCCAGCUUUUCCAAUAUGCUAGAACUAAAACAUGCUGAAUCUAUAUUUAUUUAUAUUUAAGGCCCUUAUUAUGAGUCAAUAAGUAUAUGUGAUUCCAGUUAAUAAUAUAGCUAAGUGACCCAUAGUCGUAUAUCGCACAGUUAAUAAUAGAUAAUAAGGUUGUAUCUAAUUUGGAGUCUACGUCACACCAACUGCUAAGUUCAUUUAAAUGACAGCGACUUCUUAAAAUAAUCAGGAUUCUUUGUGUAUACUGCAGAAGCGUUGCGGUGUACACGCUUGAGUUGCGCUUAGCGAUGAAACAGUUGAUAAUUUCUCCGUUAUGUUGAUAUAUGGGGACUUCCUCUCAGGCUCUACAUUGUGCUUGACUGAAUACAAACCGUGAAAAGUCCCAACUACUAUAUUAAAUAUAUUGUAAAAACAUCUCUGUUCACAACUAAUCAGUAACAUACAUUAUCUAUAAAACGGAACCAGUUGGACUAAAUCGAAGUUAACUGAAACCUCCCAUAGCAAAACUGGGAAUAAACUGAAUGGCAGUCUCCUAAUUAAAUUAUACGAUGCGUGACAUUUGGUCAUUUCCUAGCUGUUGGCAUCAAACUUUAGAAGAUUAUUAUUUGACUCAAUUAAAAUGUCAAUAUUCAUCAGCGUUUUCUGCAUACACUAGUGUUUUUGUUGUUGACACAGUUGAACUGAGUACUGACGCAUUUACUUAUUUUGUAGGAUGAAGAUGGGGAACUAUCUUCACCAUACGUCGGUGAAUUGGUGGCAACAGGGUCUCUGAGAUCAGUCGACCCCAGUCAUUUAAUUAUCAAGAGGAUUUUUUUGUCAGGUCAUCCAUACAAGAUUAACCAGCGUCAUGUAGUUGUCCGAUAUAUGUUCCAUAAUCCAGCGGACGUGCUUCAUUUUCAGGUAAUCCUAUUUUAUCCUAUACAGUUAUCCCCUAACUCUGUUGAGGGAACUGGAAAACCCUUUCCUACUUAGCGCCUCGAUUUAGAGGAUUUAUCAUUCAGCUCAACAGCUGGUAAAUAGUUUUAAUUUCUCUAGUAUCCAACAUGCUAGUCACCUUUUUAAAAUGAUUUUCUGAUUGGUAUUAAAUUUGUGUCUGACUUUCCAUUUCAGCCUAUACAGUUGCAAACAAAGAGCGGAGCUGUUGGGCAUAUAAAGGAACCUGUUGGAACUCAUGGUCAUAUGAAAUGCGUUUUCGACCGACCUAUUCUGGCAAACGAUGUAGCUUUAAUGCCUUUGUACAAGCGAGUGUUUCCAAAAUAUGUUUACGAACCAGUAGUUUCUAAAUACCUCGACAAUAACGAUAGAAGCAAUGAUUAUGUUGUCGCUGACAGCGGUCACUCCAGAUAUGUAAGCUCAGAUGUACUUCAACUAAGAAAAAAAAGUAUUUCCAGUGCUUCACAGGAGAAAAUGGACCAAGACGAAUCAGCCUUAUUUGCUUAAUAUAAUUUGUAAAUACUAUCCACCUUUUUGCCGGAUAUUGUAAAACCGCUUAGUAAAUUUAACAGCCGUUUUGGACGUAC
Messenger RNA from Schistosoma guineensis, 3932 nucleotides. NCBI's taxonomy places the organism in Eukaryota, Metazoa, Platyhelminthes, Trematoda, Strigeidida, Schistosomatidae. The record is from the annotation of a GenBank genome assembly.